CAAUACCAAAAUCAACCAAUCCGAGCGCGCGCCAGUCAGGGUCAACGGCUGCCCUUUUCACUUAACUACGUCCAGGAGUUAGCCCCUGUCCUGUCAGCUUCACGCAGCGGGAGUUUGUCCACUUUGCAGUCCGGCUCUUUCCGGCUCAAGUUUGACUCCAGCAUCUAGUGUUGACACUACUACUAGUUCGAGCACCAUGCCGUAUACAUCAAUAUCAAAUUUUUCCACUUCUGCUGCUACUUGGUUCUCAUCUAAUGUGAAUAGGAAGAGUUGGGCGUAUUGCCAAGUAUGUCUAAAGGGAAGAAGCCUUAUUAUCCAUUGCAUGACCCAACAAUUUUGGCUGCAACAUUUGGUGGUAUAACUUUGGGAUUUGGAUUAAUAUUCCCUGGAAUGGGUGGAGCAGCAUCUACUAUACCAUCAACAACUACCACCACCACCACUACCAACACCACCACAACCACUAGUGAAUUUACCUUCAGUCGAAAACCACUGAUAGCAACUGGGAUUAAGUACACUCUUCCAGUCAGUUUGGCUUCUAUACCUUUAACUUCGACUCUUAAAUAGAGUGAGCAGCUGAAACGAGUAACAUCCAGC
This is a messenger RNA of Myotis brandtii (Brandt's bat), 594 nucleotides long. Its product is annotated as nuclear pore glycoprotein p62-like. Bases 289 to 564 code for a protein of 91 amino acids. The record is from RefSeq and is a predicted model, not a curated record. NCBI's taxonomy places the organism in Eukaryota, Metazoa, Chordata, Mammalia, Chiroptera, Vespertilionidae. The transcript is spliced from 6 exons.